CGUAGUAGUGAGUGCCAUGGAGCCCGCGAGUCCUCUCCGCGGUCACGCCACUUUUUUUUUGCUUAUCGCCGUGGUUCUGGCGCAAGCCGUUACCUCCGAAAACCAGCAGAGCUGCCACCACUACGCCGGGGGCCAUGUGUAUCCGGGGGAAGCUUUCCGAGUGCUGGGCGCCGACCACUCGCUGCAUCUCAGUAAAGCCAAGAUUUCGAAACCGGCACCAGAUUGGGAAGGUACAGCAGUAAUAAAUGGAGAAUUCAAAGAACUGAAACUUUCAGAUUUUCGAGGCAAAUACCUUGUCUUCUUUUUCUACCCACUGGAUUUCACAUUUGUUUGUCCCACUGAAAUAAUAGCCUUCAGUGACAGAAUAAAUGAGUUCAGAUCGAUUAAUACUGAAGUAGUGGCGUGUUCUGUUGACUCUCAGUUUACGCACUUGGCAUGGAUAAAUACACCAAGAAAACAAGGUGGACUAGGACCAAUGAAGAUUCCACUCCUCUCAGAUCUUACACACCAAAUUGCAAAGGAUUAUGGUGUGUAUUUGGAGGACCAAGGGCAUACACUUAGAGGCCUUUUUAUUAUCGAUGACAAAGGAGUACUAAGGCAAAUAACAAUGAACGAUCUUCCGGUGGGUCGGUCAGUGGAUGAAACACUUCGAUUAGUUCAAGCAUUUCAGUAUACUGACACACAUGGUGAAGUUUGCCCAGCUGGUUGGAAACCUGGAAGUGAUACGAUCAAACCAGAGGACAUCAUGAAAAAGUGGUGGCCACGAGAAGACUUAUAAUUCCAGAUCCAGCUGGAAAACUGAAGUAUUUUGAAAGAGAACGUUAAAUCUAACGACAUGUUUUUAAAUCAACGUGACUGAAACAAUAAACUGACCUGUAAUGUG
Messenger RNA from Pristis pectinata (smalltooth sawfish), 883 nucleotides. RefSeq names its product peroxiredoxin 4 (gene prdx4). Gene Ontology annotation, cellular component: cytosol; endoplasmic reticulum. The coding region runs from base 17 to 778 and encodes 253 amino acids. The record is from RefSeq and is a predicted model, not a curated record. Gene Ontology annotation, molecular function: thioredoxin peroxidase activity. NCBI's taxonomy places the organism in Eukaryota, Metazoa, Chordata, Chondrichthyes, Rhinopristiformes, Pristidae. Gene Ontology annotation, biological process: cellular response to stress; hydrogen peroxide catabolic process; response to oxidative stress. The transcript is spliced from 8 exons.